ACUGCAGUGCAAGUGGUGAAGCGAACAGCUCUCAUUGCUCAUAAUUUUCUUCUUUUUCAGUAUUUAAGUUUACAACAUUCUUCCCGCGUGUGGUAGGUGAACCUCUUUCACACUAAAGCUUCCGAAGAUACAAUUAAAACUGGGUUUUGAGGAUGUCGAGCAAGAAAUCAAAGAAGAAGAAACACAAAAAGGAGGAAAGAAUCUCAUCAAUCUCUUCACAUGAGGAUGAGAAGAAGGAGAGAGAUGCAAAGAGAUUCAGCAACCCAAAAAGAAAACACAAACAUCAUCAUCGGCAUGUAAGUUCUGACCAAGACAAAGCUAAAGAGAUGAGGGCCAAGUACUCAACAUCACCAAGAGGAUUUGAAGGAAGAUUCAAGAAAACAGAAGUUAGUGACAGCAAGAGCAGGGAAGAAAGAUCCAGAGAGAGCCAAGCUACAGAGAAUUUCAGGCCAGUUUUCAAGUCAACUGUCACACAUGAGAAAGAACAACUAAAUCCCAAAAGGAAGCAUGAAAACCUAAGUCCAAAUAUCUCAGGUAGCAGCUCCACCAGGCAUGCUGCAACAAACCAGCCUUCUUCCAAAGAGUUGGAGAAAAAGAGACGGGAGCUGGUGUCGAGGAGAUCCACAGCAGAGUGUCCCAGGCGGAUACCUGCAAAGGAUGAAUAUCCACCGGAGAAACUCCAGGAGAAGAGGAGGAAGCUCAUGAAAAGGCCGUUGUCGCCAGAGCUUCAUGCUGAACCCAAACGAAGAGACAUUAAAUACAUGACCAAUGCUGCACAUGCAGAAUCUCAUUCUGAAGUUCAAAAGGAAAUGAGGAAGACGUUGAUGGCCACGAGGUGCAAGAAGAUCAACCCUAAUGUUGAUACACAGAGAUCUCAUAACAAACCCAAAGAAGCUUUGCCAGUAGUGAAACAUGAAGACUCUGGAUCUAAACUGAAAUCACAAGAAGAUGUUUCACCCAAGAAGCCAGAGCAUGUACAGUUGGGUAAUGAACCUGGUGUAAACUUAGGAGAAAAAAGGACAUCCCUUGGUGGUCCCACAGCAAAAGUCAGUUUCAAGAUCCCAAAGAAAGCCAGUGCCGUUAAAGCGUGGACAAACACGAAUGUGUGUAAUGUGAAUUCUUCAGAAGGCAGGACUCAAAGUACCACUCAGCCUUCUUUCCCUGGUUCUACUCCUUCUAAACACACAUAUCUCAUCACACAGCAGCAAGGACAAAGGCCUCAAAAGGUUUCUGCUCAAACCUCUCAUAAACCCACUUCUCUUAGCUCAUCACAUCUUUCAUCUGUAUCUCACCAAGUCCAGGAGGCACAUACUGACAAAACAAGAGAGGUCACAACGCCGAACAAUACAUCCUGCAACGUCCAACAUGUAACUCCUCAGGAAGCCGCAGAGACCCUUGACUGCGACCAUGAGAUGGAGCUGGUGGAGGAGCUUCACCUGGCACGCUCUGAGAGACGACUGGAGGUGAAGUUGGUGGAGAACUGUGGAGAGCUCACCUGCAUGGACAUUGACCCUCCAGAAGAGGGUGCUGGCACAAUGCUAAAAAAUCAACAUAAACAGGGACUGCUUAUUGUUCUGGAUACCAAUGUGCUGCUCAGCCACCUGGACUUUGUGAAGAAGAUUAGGACACACGGUCUCGGUGGGCUGGGGUUCCCCACUUUGCUGAUCCCAUGGGUUGUCCUGCAGGAGUUGGACUAUCUAAAGAGUGGUAAACUCUCCAGCAAGGUGGAAGACAAAGCCAGACCUGCUGUCCAUUACAUUUAUAGCUGCCUAAAAUGCCAGGAGCCCAGACUUGUGGGCCAGUCAAUGCAGCAGGCCUCCCAAGCUGUUGGUGGGCCUGGUGUUGUAAAUAAUGAUGACAGAGUGCUACAGUGUUGUCUGCAGUACCAGGCUCUGUACCCAGAGGGAGCUGUAGUUCUUUGCACCAAUGAUAAGAACCUAUGCAGCAAGGCUCUACUCAGUGGGGUGAAGGCCCUAAGUAAGGCAGACUUGGUAAAAGAGGUGGAGGGAACCAGAUCUACGAUUAUAAACUACAUUCAUGCUUUGCCCACUGUGCCGCCUUCAGCUCGACCUUUAGAGAAAGCAGAGGAGGAAGGAUCACAAAAUAAUAGACACAGCGAUGCAGCGGAGGAAAGACAGUUGAGUGAGUGUGUGUCUUUGCUGGAGUCCUGCCUCCAGGGGGCGCUGUCUGAAGUGCUUGAGGAAGAGAUGAAGGCAGCUUAUGGAGAACUGUGGACUGAGAUAGUGUACGUGAAGCCUCCGUGGAAUCUGGAGGGGCUGCUCAAGUGUUUUAAGAAGCACUGGAUCGCUGUGUUUGGAAGCAUUAUUAAGAGGAGCCUGCUCAGCUGUGUGGAGAUGCUGAGUGACUGUCUCUGUUCAGACAGGUCCAUAGAGCACAUAUCUUUUCUCAGUGCUCUGAGAUUGGCUGCAGAGCUUCUGUCAGCACUGGCUAGCAGAUCUCAGUACAACGGUCAUGUAGCUCAAGCUCUCUCUACCAUUCAUAUGCUACAGCAAAGACUACAGUCUCCGAAAGCUCCAGUAGAGGGUAAUGACACUGAUAAAGAGGACUCUCUGAUGGCAGAGAUAGAGGAGGAUGUAGCUCCGCCUCCUCGGACAUCCCAUCAGGAAGUUUGGGCGUUAUUUGAGAGCAUCUGGAACAAUGUGUGUCAGAUUAGUUCAUCUUUGUUCUCAGCGCUCAACUACACUCCAGGAGCCACUGAGCCCAGACAGCGAUCUACCUCACCCCCACCUCAGGAAGCUCUCUCCUGCCUGCAGAGGCUCUCCACAGCACUGAAACAGCUAUUGGAGGCUCUUCAGAGGCUGUUAUCUGCGGGAAGCAGUGUUCAAGAUGCACAGUCACUUCUCUCCUUCAUUCAGACCAGUGAGAUUGCUGCUACGGAGCCACGUUUCACUGCCACGGAGCUGUUUAACUGUGUGUCGCAACAGGAAUACCGGUUAGUUAAGAGUCAUAAGAUAGAUGAGAAUCAUUCGUUUAUCUGUAAGUCAUACUCGCAUACUUUUGCUUUUAUUAUCCUGGCUACGUGCAUAGAGCAGUUUGGUCACUUUCAGCAGAAAGGCAUUUCAGCUGGAACAUAGUAUGCUGUUCUCAGGUCAUUGCUCAAUUCAGCAGGCCUCCGCAGAUGUCUACUGUAUCCGAGAACUAGUUUCCACUUUUAAGAGUGUUAUUGCAUACAUAUCUUACCCGAACCUCAGAAGACAGUUCUGGUUUGAAUGGCAAAGUGAAUCAUGACCUGUUCAUUGUUCAUUGUGUACAGAUAGUUCUCUGACAUUGCGCAGCAUUCUGUGUCAUAACUCUCACUAAUGUGGCACCUGUGUAAUAACAGGUUGUGCUGAAAACUGUCCUCUUGUGCACUCGAAAUCACACUUUAAUACUGAGGAAGUCAUUAAUGAUACAUAGAGUGCAUUUAAUGAUACACCGCUUUCCCUUAAGUCGUUAGCCAUUUAUACAAAAUUCUGGUUAAGAUAUUUCGCAACUUAUUCCCAGCAGUGUACAAACGUGUGUGUGAAACUUCUUGUAACUGGAAACUAGAACAUAAGCAUGCUUUAUCUUGCCUCAAAGAUUUUCAUAUGGCCAGUGUGAUGAUUUUGAUGAUGAUUUGAUGAAUGUAAGGCUACAGAAGAAUGCUAAUUAUUCAGUGUACAAAGACUCUAAUGUGAUUGCAGUCGUAAAUAUUAAGAUUCGCACUGAUUUGGUUUCAUGCCAUUUUCCUAUAGAAUAGUGGGGGCUAAGUAGUCUGAAAGUCAGAAAAGUUAAAUUACUUGA
Carassius auratus (goldfish) is the source of this 3783-nucleotide messenger RNA. RefSeq names its product transcriptional protein SWT1-like. The record is from RefSeq and is a predicted model, not a curated record. The transcript has 17 exons. The coding region runs from base 153 to 3095 and encodes 980 amino acids. NCBI's taxonomy places the organism in Eukaryota, Metazoa, Chordata, Actinopteri, Cypriniformes, Cyprinidae. Gene Ontology annotation, cellular component: nucleus.